Messenger RNA from Tripterygium wilfordii, 1353 nucleotides. RefSeq lists its product as uncharacterized. The record is from RefSeq and is a predicted model, not a curated record. The transcript is spliced from 4 exons. NCBI's taxonomy places the organism in Eukaryota, Viridiplantae, Streptophyta, Magnoliopsida, Celastrales, Celastraceae. Bases 124 to 1122 code for a protein of 332 amino acids.
AUUACGCAUCGUACCACGUAAAAGAACUCCAACUUCUUCCCAGACUCUUCCUUCCUCAUCGGGAAACCCAUCAUCGAAGUCUCAGCAGAGACCGAAUUGCAAAAUUCACGCCAAUCAUAAAAAAUGGGAGGGGGAGCAGCGAUGAGGUCGGUGGCAAAGGCCGCCGGGGUAGGAUUGAUGAGCAACGGUCUUCGCGGUGGCCCUGCGGUUGUACCCCCGGCGGAGCAGAACGUGCUCAACGUGGCUCGUCCUGUCUCCGUGAUUUUGUCGUCUCAGGGGAACAAAGGUUCUGUCGAUGUUUGCUCCGUUCAGAGGCCUUCGUGGGAGCUUGACGACUGGGAAUUCUCCGGCGGUGAGGAUCUUGUGACGGGGACUGUUGUUGACCCUGAGUCAAUGGCCAGGGUUGUGUUCGGAGGUGCUCCAAGCAUAAAUGAAGCUAAGGAGGCAACAAAUGAAUUGAAGGACGCCCUGCAGAAGGUGUAUCUGUCAUCUCCCAAUGCUACUGGGUGCAAGGAUUCAGUUGAAGUUGGUCGGGUGUUUGUGCCUUUGUUUAUGAACUCUGGAUAUGUGGAGAAUGAAAGCUGUAUAGUCAGUGGCACUGAAUCUGUGCCAAAACAUGCUGUCCGGGCAUUUAAAAUGCUCACUGAAAGCCCUGCAGUACAGUCUGUUGUUGCUUCACUUGCAUGCGACCAAAAUGUCUGGAAUGCUGUCUUGCAAAAUGAAGCUCUUGUUGAUUUUCUCCAAGCUCAGAAAUCCGGUUCUGGGAGUCAAGAUCAGGUAUCUCCGAUGCAGUUCGAAGAAUUAUCUGAUAAUGCACUUCAUGACUCUGAUAAUGGAAGCCAAGCUGGAUACACUGCAGUAUCUGACAAUGCAAUUCAUGACUUUGAAAAUGCAAGCCAAGCUGGAAACUCUGGAUCUGGGUUUGAGAAUUUUGUCCAGAAUAUCAAGCACAAGGUGGUUGACAUGGUGAAUAACGUGUCUGAUUUCUUUCACAAUAUCUUUGGUUCUCCUUCGGCUGAGAAUCUUUCUGCAAAUGCUGAUAGCAAGUCGUCCUCCAUUGACAAGACCUUGAUAGGGCUGGCUAUGAUGGUUAUAAUGGUGGUUUUGUUCAAGCGUGCUUGAGAGUUCAUUUCUUCUGCAAGCCUCCCGUAACUUCAGACUUUUAUAAUAUGUUUGAUAUUCUGUUUCACUAUUAUCAGUGAAUAAUGAGUUCCAUACUAAAACAUAUGUCUAGCUACUGCCCAUAUGUAAAUCUGAUGCAGAUAUGCUCAUAUGUUGAACUGAUAACUCAUUUCUAGCUGCAGUGUGCCUAUAAAUUUGCUACGCAUACAAAUCGUAACUGACAUUUUUUUC